AUGAGUUUUUCUCAUGUUCCUGCGGGGGACCACGGUAGUACUGAAUAUUAUGAUGGAAAAACUCAUCGUUAUGUUGAUUUUCCUAUAACGGAUGUAUUACAAAUGAUGGGUCGUGCUGGUCGACCUCAAUUUGAUGAUUCAGGCAAAGCAGUUAUUAUGGUACAUGAUGUAAAAAAGAAUUUUUAUAAAAAAUUUCUCUAUGAACCAUUUCCAGUUGAAUCAAGUUUACUUAAUGUUCUUGCUGAUCAUUUAAAUGCUGAAAUAGUAAGUGGAACAAUUUCAAGUAAACAAGAAGCACUUGAUUAUUUAACAUGGACAUAUUUUUUUCGUCGUUUACUUGUUAAUCCAAGUUAUUAUAAUAUGGAACCAUUAUCAAAUAAUACGAAUGAACAACAAACACUUAAUACAUAUUUAUCAGCUAUUGUACAACGUUCACUUGAUGAAUUAAUACGUGCAACAUGUAUUUUUGUAAAUGAAGAUGAUCAACGUACAUUACAAGCUACUGUUCAUGCACGAAUAGCAUCACAUUAUUAUAUAUCAUAUAGAACAAUACAUAUGUUUGCUCAACGUGUAACAUCAAAUAUAACAUUGGGAGAACUUAUUGAUGUAAUUUCUUGUGCAUAUGAAUAUGCUGAAAUGCCGGUUCGUCAUAAUGAAGAUGAAUUACAUAAAACAAUGAUUGAUCGUAUACGUAUACCAUUUCGAACUCAACCACAAUUUGAUUCUCCACAUUUAAAAGCAAAUUUAUUAAUACAAUAUCAUUUAAGUCGAUUAGAAUUUCCUCGUAUUGAUUAUGUUACUGAUUUAAAAUCAUGUCUCGAUCAAAUCAUUCGUAUUAUUCAAGCAUUAAUUGAUUUAUGUGCACAUAAAGCCCUUCUAAGUCCAUGUUUACUUUGUAUACAUUUUCUACAAAUGAUAAUUCAAUCACGAUGGAUAACUGAUCCAGAUAUAUUAACAUUACCACAUAUAACUGAUCGAUCAUUUACUCAUAUAUUUUCAUCUCAUUUAUGUCAAUUAAUUGAUAUUAAACAUGAAACAUUAACUAAUAUACUUCAAUCUCAUUUAACAUCAACACAAAUUGAUGAUAUAUAUGAAUAUUUAAUGCGUUUACCACAAAUUGAAUUAAAUUUUAAUAUACGUGGUUUUUGGUCAACAGGUGAAGAAACUCGACAAUUACCAACCAAUGUUCAUGCUGAUCAAGAAUAUACAUUACAAAUCAAAUUGAAAAGAAUUAAUCGAAUACGAAGAAAUGAGUUUCGUCAAUUAACAACAUCAUCAGUUAAUAAACCAAAAGAUGAAUCAUGGAUAUUUAUUCUCGGUAAUACUGAUACCGGUGAAUUAAUAUGUAUAAAACGUUUUAAUCAAAUAAUACGUUCUCAUACAACUGUUUCAUUAUCAUUUGUGACAACAAAUAUUUUAGGACGACAACGAUUAACACUUUAUUUCUUAUCUGAUGGUUAUUUAGCUCUUGAUCAACAAUAUGAUUUUAUUAUUGAUAUUGAAUCACCAUCAUUACAAACACAAGUUAAUACAGAAUUAGAUUCAUUAGUUGAUGAGCUCGAUAAACGACUUGCAGCUUUACAAUGA
Molecule: messenger RNA, 1587 nt
Organism: Rotaria sp. Silwood2
Lineage: Eukaryota; Metazoa; Rotifera; Eurotatoria; Philodinida; Philodinidae
Source: the annotation of a GenBank genome assembly